Molecule: messenger RNA, 442 nt
Organism: Symbiodinium sp. CCMP2456
Lineage: Eukaryota; Dinophyceae; Suessiales; Symbiodiniaceae
Source: the annotation of a GenBank genome assembly
GUGGGGCUUUCGCCUGAACACCCUUCCAGACCUCGUUCAGAUGUCUGACCGCGUCUGCAUCUUUGAAGUGGACUUCCAGAAUGGAGACAGGCGUUCUGUGCCUCCGCAGAAGACCUUCAAGAUCCGGGCGAAGCGCAGCGGCAUCGUGCACGCUGUGGUCUCUUCCUGGGAGGUCUGGAGUGAUGCGGAUCGAACGCACCGAAUCACCACUCAUCCGGAAGACACCUUCAACACUCCAUGGGGCUUUGCUCGGGACAUGCAGUGGGGACAGGGCCUGCAGCUGAUCGAAGACUUCGACUUGGCCAGCUCUGCUGGCAGCGAGCGCAAGGCCGCGCCGUCGCCGUUUAAGGUGUCGGCGGGAGAGGAGCUGAUCCUCACUGUCCGCAUGAGCGCACCAUGCCGCCAGACCUUCCAGUUCACCUUGCAGCGCGCCAAGGGCUGA